Messenger RNA from Aspergillus candidus, 510 nucleotides. RefSeq lists its product as uncharacterized. The record is from RefSeq and is a predicted model, not a curated record. NCBI's taxonomy places the organism in Eukaryota, Fungi, Ascomycota, Eurotiomycetes, Eurotiales, Aspergillaceae. The coding region runs from base 1 to 510 and encodes 169 amino acids. The transcript has a single exon.
AUGUCUGCCAACCCGCGUGAGCCCGGUGAAGUCGAGGAGGCGAACUCAGAACUCGGAAAGCACAUUUCACUAGUCGGCCUCCUACAGACCCUCAAGGCAACACUAUCCCAAAAUGUCGAAGGGAAUCCCGAGUAUAGUCUAUUGGCACAUGUGAAGCGGAAGUGUACCGAAGGAGUCGCCAAUGAUGAAGUAUAUCUGGUGAACGUUGCGCCACGAGCACUGAUACCGGACUCUGGAAUCCCGGAUGGAGAAGUGGACCCGAAUACACAUGACAUCCAAAACGCUUAUGAGGUCGUUCAAGAAUAUCUAUCGCAGCCAAAAGCUCCACGCCCGGGUUCGGCUUCCCCGGAGGAUGACAGCGAAUGGCUCCCACGGGAAAGUGCAUUCGAGAAAUGCUAUGAAAGCGUCGCGGACGUUGUGGUACAAGAAGCGUCUAUCUUAGCCUGUACCAAAAUCUUGCUGGCUUGCAUCUUGUCAGAAGAAAUUUUGGCGCAAACGGCGAAAGUAUAG